CAAUGCCACGUCGUUGGAGCCCUUUCUUUGUAUCCUCUUUCCUCCCCGGCCAAAUUGCGGAAGGUCCAAACAGCAAGAAAGGGCGCGACUCUCUCUCUCUCUCUGUGGCCGAUCAAAAGCAAUGCGAACCAGGAACCAGUCCAAGCGGCAGAGCCAAUCGACCGGCCAAGAAGCGAAAGAAACUGCGCAGCAAAGCUUAGGCUUUCCGGAAUCACUUAAUGACGGCGACCUUACUGCUAAAUCCUGCCAGGCUGUGGGAAAGCUUCUGAAACGACUGAAUUCGCGAGGCUCCUCGGCUUUGAAGAAACAAGAUAACUACCUCCGCCGGUGUGAUUUUGUAGGCAAAAAUGAGAGCAAGUCUGAGGGAACUGAAGAUGGUGGAGGGGGAAGCAACACCGGAGAAAAUGGCUUAGAGGGAGAAAGUAGUGACAUGCUGGGGAGCACUCGGUUGAAGAACAAAGAUGAUGGAAAAAUUUUCCGCCAUUCCACUCCAGAUACUGAAGAAGAAAUGGAAGAGUCAUUUUGGAUAGAUGGAUCUCUUCCUACUUUCAAUUCGCUAAACAAUGAUAGAAGUGAUUCGGUUAAUGGAGUGACUAUUGAGUUCGAAGGGACACCAGAUUCUGAUAAAAGGAAGACCAUCCGUAGAUUUUCUGCUGAAGAUAAGGAAUUGGCUGAGCUUGUGCACAAGGUUCAUUUACUUUGUUUGCUUGGGAGGGGAAGGUUAAUUGAUCAGGCUUGUAAUGAUCCUCUCAUUCAGGCUGCCCUGCUUUCACUUCUACCAACACACUUACUGAGAAUAUCAGAGGUCACAAAAUUGACGGUUAAUGCUUUGGCUCCUCUUGUGGAUUGGUUUCAUAAUAACUUCCAUAUUAGAAGUCCAAGCGGUACAGAGAGAUCGUUUCAUUCUGCAUUGGCAUUUGCUCUCGAGACUCGUGAAGGGACUGCAGAGGAGGUUGCUGCACUGUCUGUGGUGCUGUUUCGAGCUCUGAAUCUUACAGCCAGGUUCAUUUCCAUUCUGGAUGUAGCCUCCUUGAAGCCCAAUUCUGAUAAACCUGAAUCUGUUAAUCAAGAUCCAAGCAAGACAGGGAGAGGGAUAUUUCUAUCUUCCACUUUGAUGGUGGAUAGAUCAAACCAGGUUUCUGUUUCCACCGUGAAACAAUCACCAUCAGAUGGCAAGGACAACAUGUGUGGAACUUCCUCAAGGGGUGCUUGCAGAGCUGCUAAUAGGAAGUCUUCAAGUAAUCCCUGUCAAUCUGAAGAUCCUACAGAUGUUGGUAAGCAUAUUAGAUCAGCAUGCAAGAUGCAAAAUGAUCACUCUGAUGUGUGCCUUGCCAAAAAAUCUGAGCAAUCCAAGAGAAAAGGAGAUCUUGAGUUUGAGAUGCAGCUGGAAAUGGCUCUUUCUGCCACAGCAGUUGGCACUUCUGCGAGCAGUAUGAGCUUGGAUGUGAAUGACAUAAACAAUAACUCACCCAAUCUGUCUUCUCCCGCUAAAAGAAUGAAAACAAUUAAACAGAUAGAAUCUCCUCCUCAGGGAGUCUCUACUGCAUUUGGAUCAAGAAAAGUUGGAGCACCUCUGUACUGGGCAGAAGUCUAUUGUAAUGGAGAGAACUCCACAGGAAAAUGGGUGCAUAUUGAUGCUGUCAAUUCUAUUAUUGAUGGAGAACAGAAAGUAGAAGCUGCAGCUGCUGCAUGCAAAAAGUCUUUGAGAUAUGUAGUUGCUUUUGCUGGCUUUGGAGCUAAAGACGUGACCCGCAGGUACUGUAACAAAUGGUACAAGAUAGCGUCGCAACGAGUUGAUCCAAUUUGGUGGGACAAUGUACUGGCACCAUUGAAGGAGUUGGAAUUGGGAGCAACUGGAGGUCUGAUCCAUUUGAAACAGGAUGAUUCAAAUGAACAUGAAAAAGAAGUAGCAUUUAAACCUUCUGAUCCUCCAAAAUGUAUUAGACCUGAUGGUGCCGUCUCACCUGCAAUGCAAGAAAUGGAAAUGCCAAAAGAGCCUACGAAGAAAUUUGGAGCAGAAUCUUCAGCUAGUAAUUGUUAUGUUGCUACUAGGAGCUCACUUGAGGAUAUGGAGUUGGCGACUAGGGCACUAACGGAGCCUCUUCCUACUAAUCAACAGGCUUAUAAAAGCCAUCACCUUUAUGCUCUUGAAAGAUGGCUUACCAAGUAUCAGAUAUUUCAUCCAAAGGGUCCUAUAUUGGGUUUUUGUUCAGGUCAUCCAGUAUACCCAAGGACUUGUGUCCAAAUACUCCAUACAAAAGAAAGAUGGCUGCGCGAGGGUCUGCAAGUCAAAACCAAUGAGCUUCCUGCAAAGGUGUUGCAACGCACAAUGAAACUCAACAAAGCACAAGCUUCUGAAGCUGAUGUUAAUGGUGAAGAGGGUUGUGAAGGAAAUAUUCUACUUUAUGGGAAGUGGCAAACAGAACCUUUGUGUCUUCCUUGUGCUGUAGAUGGGAUUGUUCCUAAGAAUGAACGAGGCCAAGUGGAUGUGUGGUCAGAGAAGUGCAUACCACCGGGAACUGUGCACUUGAGGUUGCCACGGGUUGCUCCUGUUGCAAAGAGGUUGGAAAUUGAUUUUGCACCUGCUAUGGUUGGAUUUGAAUUCAGAAAUGGUCGCUCUAUACCUGUCUUUGAUGGCAUCGUGGUUUGUUCUGAGUUUAAGGGUGCGAUCUUGGAGGCAUAUGCAGAGGAAGAAGAAAGAAGAGAGGCCGAGGAAAGAAAAAGGAGUGAAGCUCAAGCUAUUUCUAGGUGGUAUCAGCUUCUCUCAUCCAUAGUUACGCGGCAAAGGUUAAACAAGUGUUAUGGGGACAAUUCAACAUCUCAAAAGUCCAAUGAGGUUCCAAGGGCAAAAGAUAAACUUGAUGUCCAGUUUGGCGGUGACAAGGAUGACGGUCAUUUUCCUCAAUGUGAGGACGACCAGAACAUAUUGGAUAGAAAGCUCGAUGCUGUGUCGAUAGCACCAACAGAAGAAGAGCACGAACAUGUCUUUUUGACAGAUGAUCAGGUCGUCUGCUUAGACGAGCAGAGUUUUACAAGGACAAAGCGGUGUCGCUGUGGAUUUUCAAUUCAAGUGGAGGAGUUGUAGUACAUAUGCCCACAUGCCAUCUGCAUUGUGAUAUGUAUAAUGUAUCAUAACAAUUUCAGUUUAGAAUCUUGUUUGGAAAUGGUUCAGUUUGUAAACUGGAAGAAGGUGCUUCAAUAGCUGAAUGAAAUUUUGGUU
Molecule: messenger RNA, 3220 nt
Organism: Diospyros lotus (date-plum)
Lineage: Eukaryota; Viridiplantae; Streptophyta; Magnoliopsida; Ericales; Ebenaceae
Product: DNA repair protein RAD4
Exons: 14
Coding region: 122-3085 (987 amino acids)
Biological process (GO): mismatch repair; nucleotide-excision repair
Cellular component (GO): nucleus; cytoplasm; nucleotide-excision repair factor 2 complex
Molecular function (GO): damaged DNA binding; single-stranded DNA binding
Source: RefSeq, a predicted model, not a curated record